Messenger RNA from Portunus trituberculatus (swimming crab), 1890 nucleotides. RefSeq lists its product as uncharacterized. The record is from RefSeq and is a predicted model, not a curated record. Gene Ontology annotation, biological process: cytoplasmic translation. The transcript has 11 exons. Gene Ontology annotation, cellular component: cytosolic large ribosomal subunit; ribosome. Bases 16 to 1842 code for a protein of 608 amino acids. Gene Ontology annotation, molecular function: RNA binding; structural constituent of ribosome. Lineage: Eukaryota; Metazoa; Arthropoda; Malacostraca; Decapoda; Portunidae.
GAGUCCACUAGAAUUAUGAAGGCAGACAUAACAUUUAUAAGAGAACGUGUUGGCACUGAGAAGAACCAUCGCACCAGUCUGUUGUUUCGGGGAGGUUGGCGAGCCUGUCUUUCCCUCCUGAUCGGCGGCCCCGCGCCUGGCCACCUGUGUUCCUGGCCCUCGCUCGCCUUGUACCUCCUAUUAGGUAAACAGCACAGUAACACCACGACUUAUACUUGUGACGGCUGUGGUGUAGUGUGUUCGGGACAAGCGGCCACCAUGGGGGCCUACAAGUACAUGCAAGAGAUUUACCGCAAGAAGCAGAGUGAUGUGAUGCGCUUCCUGCUGCGGGUGCGUGCCUGGCAGUACCGUCACCUCAACAAGCUCCACCGCGCUCCACGCCCCACCCGCCCUGAGAAGGCACGGCGCCUCGGCUACAAGGCCAAGCAAGGGUUCGUGAUCUACCGCAUCCGUAUUCGUCGUGGUGGCCGUAAGCGCCCCGUGCCCAAGGGUGCCACCUAUGGCAAGCCCAAGAGCCACGGCGUCAACCAGCUGAAGCCGACCCGCAACCUGCAGUCCCUGGCGGAGGUAGGUGCGGCCACCAUGGGGGCCUACAAGCAUAUGCAACAGAUUUACUGCAAGAAGCAGAGCGAUAUGAUGUGCUUCCUGCUGCGGGUGCGUGCCUGGCAGUACCGUCACCUCAACAAGCUCCACCGCCCCCACCCCACCCGUCCCGAGAAGGCACGGCGCCUCGGCUACAAGGCCAAGCAAGGGUUCGUGAUGUACCACAUCCGUAUUCGCCGUGGUGGCCGCAAGUGCCCCGUGCCCAAGGGUGCCACCUACGGCAAGCCCAAGACCCACGGUGUCAACCAGCUGAAGCCAACCCGCAACCUGCAGGCCCUGGCGGAGGGACAAGCGGCCACCAUGGGGGCUUACAAGUACAUGCAAGAGAUUUACCGCAAGAAGCAGAGCAAUGUGAUGCUAUUCCUGCUGCGGGUGCGUGCCUGGCAGUACCGUCACCUCAACAAGCUCCACCGUGCCCCACGCCCCACCUACCCUGAGAAGGUAUGGCGCCUUGGCUACAAAGUCAAGCAAGGGUUCGUGAUGUACCGCAUCUGUAUUCGCCGCGGUGGCCGCAAGCGCCCCAUGCCCAAGGGUGCCACCUACGGCAAGCCCAAGACCCACGGCGUCAACCAGUUGAAGCCGACCCGCAACCUGCAGUCCCUGGUGGAGGGACAAGCGGCCACCAUGGGGGCCUACAAGUACAUGCAAGAGAUUUACCGCAAGAAGCAGAGCAAUGUGAUGCGCUUCCUGCUGCGGGUGCGUGCCUUGCAGUACCGUCACCUCAACAAGCUCCACCGUGCCCCACGCCCCACCUGCCCUGAGAAGGUAUGGCGCCUUGGCUACAAAGUCAAGCAAGGGUUCGUGAUGUACCGCAUCCGUAUUCACCGCGGUGGCCGCAAGCGCCCCAUGCCCAGGGGUUCCACCUACGGCAAGCCCAAGACCCACGGCGUCAACCAGUUGAAGCCGACCCACAACCUGCAGUCCCUGGCGGAGGAGCGCACGGGGCGUCGCCUGGGUGGCCUGUGUUUCCUGAACAGCUACUGGGUGGUUCAGGACUCCACCUACAAGUACUACGAGGUCAUUCUGGUGGGCAUCUGGCACAACGUGGUGCGCAAGGACACCUCUCUCGACUGGAUUUGCAAGCAUACACACAAGCACAGGGAGAUGCGUGGCAAGACCUCUGCCGGCAGGAAGCACUGUGGACUAGGCCGAGGCUUCCACUUCUCCCAGACCAACGGAGGCUCCCGCCGUGCUCACUGGCUGCGCCACAAUUCUUUAUCUCUUCGCAGGAAGUGUUAAAAUCACCAUCUGGUGUUAUUUCUUUAAUUAAAAAAAUCAAUGUGCAAA